CUGUUUCGCAUCAUUCCGCUACACCCGAACAGUAUACUACAAUCUCUUUGCAAUUUAUAAAUGACUUGUGAUUGGUCAUAAUCUUAUGUCUGAAGUUCAUCAACAUUACGUCUCCAACGAACAGUCACCGAUCGGCCAAACAUGGCGCCUGUCUCCAUGGCAACAGCUGCCAUGUCUUCAUCUACCGUAGAUCUCGCUAACGUGAGUGAGAUCACGGAAUAUUCUGGAGAACCAAAGUGCAAUAUUUCAGUUGUGCCGAUUUCCCCUGUUCUUGAAGAUCCCGAUCAGGGAUGGUUCUGGGUCAAUCUGAUACUCUUCACCAUCUUCACCUUUGGUUCUGGUCUGUACUCGGCUCUGACGACAAGUUUCUUUUCCCAGGACCUCACCAGGCUUGAGGUAUGUCUUCGUCAGGGCACCCGAAGUGAAAAGGUCAACGCCUCCCGGGUCAUGAGGCUUCUGAAGUACCCCAAUUUACUGAUCGUUACGCUCAACAUGGGUAACGUAGCCGCCAUUGUAUGCCAGCCAAUCGUCUUAGCCUACAUUAUUAGCCCGAUACUGUCCGUUCUUGUUUCAGCAAUAACUGUUUUCAUCUUCAAUAAGUUAUUACCUCAACUAGUUGGUGAUCGACAUGGAUUGGUUCUUGCAGCAAAUAUGGCAUGGUUCGUUUAUAUAUCAAUUGCAGUGUUUUUCAUCAUAGCCUGGCCUGUCGCCAUGCUGCUAUCAGUGUUAAUCGUGAAAAGGAAAGAUAGAUUCUACGAGAGAGCAGAACUCAAGGCCCUGAUAGAGCUCCAGAUGACAUCACCAGACGCUGCAGCUGAACAGCAUACACUGACAUAUGACGAGGUUCACAUUAUCAAGGGAGCAUUGGAUGCUGAGAGCAAGGUUGCCAUGGACGCCAUGAUACCACUGGAUAACGUUAGCAUGUUGGACUAUGAUGGUGUCUUUGACAGGAAGACUAUGCAGUUGCUUGCUACACAGAAAUUCUCGCACGUUCCAGUCUACAAGAACCACCGUAAAAACGUCCAAGGCGAGUUUGUGAUCAAGGAACUAAUUCUCCUCGACCCCGAAGACCAAGAGCUAAUCUCUACGUCGUUCAACAGAUUCGGGCGUUCUCUCCAUUUUAUUCCGUCAAGUAGACCUCUAUAUGAUAUAUUCGAUGACAUGAGCCUUGGGCGUUACCGAAUAGCUGCCGUGCUUGAUGAUGACACAGAGGUUGUCAUCGGAUUUCUAACGCUACAGAACGUCUUAGAUGUGAUUCUUGGUCAAUCUCGAGCCCUUAGCCGUCGGGACUCGGCUGGUACGAUGAAGAUGGUCCAGUCUGGAUUACAAAUUGCCAUGGAACGCCGGAGAUCCCUUCAUGCUAGCAACACCCUUGUUUCUGAAGGAAAUCAUCGACCUACCGAAAAUACCCCUUUGAUCAAAGAAGUUCCAUGAUCAAAAUGAUUUCCGAGAGUUAAACUAACGUGGAUGAGAUGGCACCAAUUAGAGAUGAAGUGAAUGUCGAUCUAUACAGUCUAAGAAUACGGACCUCAUGCAUGUACACCCAAAACGAAAUUCUAGAUUAGCCAAAUCUAUAAUAAUAAUCUUACGAUAAAAGAAUAAGAGCAACAGAAUAAGACAUAUAUAAAUUAGUAGAAGUCAAGAUAGAUAUUGUAGGAUCCCUAGUUGCCACGUUGGUGUUGAAGGUGUAAGUUUUAUCAUCAUUAUUAUUAUUAUGAUUAUCAGUAGUAGUAGUAGUCGUAUUAGUAGUAGUAGUAGUAC
Lytechinus variegatus (green sea urchin) is the source of this 1761-nucleotide messenger RNA. Its product is annotated as DUF21 domain-containing protein At2g14520-like. The transcript has 8 exons. NCBI's taxonomy places the organism in Eukaryota, Metazoa, Echinodermata, Echinoidea, Temnopleuroida, Toxopneustidae. Gene Ontology annotation, cellular component: intracellular membrane-bounded organelle. Bases 142 to 1434 code for a protein of 430 amino acids. Gene Ontology annotation, biological process: magnesium ion homeostasis. The record is from RefSeq and is a predicted model, not a curated record.